GUAAUGCUCUUUAUUAUUUUACUCUGUGACACACAAUCUCUGGUUCGAUGGUGCUACGGAGAUGGCGGAGAAGGCAAAUCCGGCAAGUUCUGACACCGGUUUAACCGGAGGGACCGAAAUGUUGCAUCUUUUUUCUGCUCCGUUGCUAUGGGGGAGACGAAGCAGGGUCUCAUUUCUUGCUCGCUCAAAAAGGGUAUGAUAUAACAUCUAGAGGAUACAAGAGGUGGUCAGUUGAAAAAGAUUGAAAUUUUGAUUGGGGAGUGUUUACGACUGAAGCUAUGACGGAACCGGGUUUGAUUCUCAUGUGGUUCCCUUUGAUGGUUUUGGGAUUGUUUGUUUUGAAAUGGGUGUUGAAGAGUGUGAAUGUUUGGAUUUAUGAGUCCAAACUUGGUGAGAAAAAACACUAUCUACCACCAGGUGAUUUGGGAUGGCCAAUCAUAGGCAACAUGUGGUCCUUUCUUAGAGCUUUCAAAACAUCUGAUCCUGAAUCCUUCAUCCAAUCCUACAUCACAAGGUAUGGGCGUACCGGUAUUUAUAAAGCACACAUGUUUGGGUACCCAUGUGUACUAGUAACAACACCAGAGACUUGUCGCCGAGUUCUAACAGAUGAUGAUGCCUUUCACAUAGGUUGGCCAAAAUCUACCAUGAAACUCAUUGGCAGGAAGUCCUUUGUCGGUAUCUCCUUUGAAGAACACAAGCGGCUCAGGCGUUUGACUUCUGCUCCUGUCAAUGGCCCUGAAGCUCUCUCUGUCUACAUACAAUUCAUUGAAGAAACUGUUAUUACUGAUCUAGAAAAAUGGUCCAAAAUGGGAGAAAUCGAGUUCUUAUCUCAUUUGCGUAAGCUUACGUUUAAGGUCAUUAUGUACAUAUUUCUCAGCAGUGAGAGUGAGCAUGUCAUGGAUGCACUGGAACGGGAAUAUACCAACCUUAACUACGGAGUUCGAGCAAUGGGUAUUAAUCUUCCUGGAUUUGCUUAUCAUAGAGCUUUGAAGGCAAGGAAAAAACUUGUAGCUGCCUUUCAGUCCAUAGUGACUAACCGAAGAAAUCAAAGGAAGCAGAAUAUUUCAUCCAAUAGAAAAGACAUGCUGGAUAAUCUAAUAGAUGUUAAAGAUGAAAACGGAAGAGUUUUAGAUGACGAGGAAAUUAUUGAUCUUUUGUUGAUGUAUCUUAAUGCGGGUCAUGAAUCUUCUGGACACCUCACUAUGUGGGCUACCAUUUUGAUGCAAGAACACCCUGAAAUUCUACAAAAGGCAAAGGAAGAGCAAGAGAGGAUCGUAAAAAACAGAGCGCUGGGACAGAAGUUGACGCUAAAAGAGACACGUGAAAUGGAGUAUCUUUCUCAGGUUAUUGAUGAGACACUUCGAGUAAUAACAUUCUCUCUUACAGCCUUCCGGGAAGCAAAGAGUGAUGUCCAAAUAGAUGGCUAUAUCAUUCCAAAAGGCUGGAAAGUUCUGACUUGGUUUAGGAACGUCCAUUUGGACCCUGAGAUCUACCCGGAUCCAAAGAAAUUUGAUCCUUCAAGAUGGGAAGGAUACACACCAAAAGCCGGCACAUUCCUUCCUUUUGGAUUAGGAAGCCAUCUUUGCCCUGGAAACGAUCUUGCAAAGCUCGAGAUUUCCAUUUUUCUUCAUCAUUUCCUCCUCAGAUACCGGGUAGAAAGGAGCAAUCCAGGGUGUCCGGUGAUGUUCUUGCCUCACAAUCGACCCAAAGAUAAUUGCUUAGCAAGAAUCACCAAAACGACGCCGUAAUCAUCAUCUUCAAACUAGUAGACCCCUUUACCAAAUAUAUAAGCUUCUUUUCAGGUUUCCAUUGUCUCCUCUUCUCUUAGAACUCGAUCCAAACCGGUCCGGUUUGUGAAUUUGGUUUACUAGCAAAUAUAUGUCACCAUAGUUUGAAGGAUUUUUCAAAGUAAUGUUCAAACUUUCUUCUGGUUUAGUUUCAAAUUUGGUUAUACUCUCUCUGUUUCAUAA
Messenger RNA from Arabidopsis lyrata subsp. lyrata, 1970 nucleotides. RefSeq names its product ent-kaurenoic acid oxidase 2. The coding region runs from base 279 to 1748 and encodes 489 amino acids. NCBI's taxonomy places the organism in Eukaryota, Viridiplantae, Streptophyta, Magnoliopsida, Brassicales, Brassicaceae. The record is from RefSeq and is a predicted model, not a curated record. Gene Ontology annotation, molecular function: ent-kaurenoic acid monooxygenase activity; iron ion binding; heme binding. The transcript has 9 exons. Gene Ontology annotation, cellular component: endoplasmic reticulum. Gene Ontology annotation, biological process: brassinosteroid biosynthetic process; sterol metabolic process; multicellular organism development.